CCCUAUCCACAGCAUCCUGAAGGCUGAUUCACCACUCAGAGGCAAAUGAUAGAAAACUCAGAUUGCUUUAAUGGAAAACAUUGAUUCAUGUAAUUGACAUAACCCAGAGGCAUCUUCAGGCUUGGCUAAAUCCAGAGGCUUAAAUGAUGUUUUCAAGAUUCAGUCUCUUUCCAUAUUAGCUUUAUUCUCAUGUCCCAGCAGAGGCAAGAUGGCUCUCAGUCAUCCCUAACCUCAUUCUCCUAGGCUCAGGUAUGGGAAGAAGCCAAGUCUCUCCCUUCUGAGUGUUCCAGCUUCAAUUCCACUACACACUCUGCUUAGCGGAGCAGGAGUCGCCUGACCACCCUUGAGCCAAUACUAGGCCAGAUGGCUAGGCUUAUGCAGAUUGGGCAGGGAUCUGGCAUUCUGAUUGGUCAAUAUAGAGUCAUAGUUCCAAUCCUAAAACUGGUGGGAAGCAAUGAUCCCCUGAGGAACAGGGGAGAGGGAGGGUGUGGCUUUUCACAGGCAAUUCAGGGCCUCACCAGGAGACAGGGAAUGCUGAACCCUGCAAACCCCAGGAGACAAUCACCACCACACUUCACCAUAUGGAACAAUCCAUUUACUGAACACGUAUUAUGUGCCAGGAACAGUGCCUUACACAUAAUGGCCUGCAAGGUGGCUUCUAGAAUUUUCCCCAUUAUGCAGAUGAUGAAACAGAAGCUCUGCAGAACUGAAAGGACUUGCCCAAAGCUCAUUAGUGGUUGUGGAGGAAUUUCAGCUGAGAUCUGGUGAACCACACAACCAGUGCUUUUUUAAUCCCCUACAUUUCGAACCCCUCCUCUAUGGGAGGAAAAACUAGAAUUUCUGCUUUAGGAACCUAGCUCCUGAUUCUGGAAUUGGGGACUCAGAGAGUCUCACAGCCCAUAGGGCUUAGAGAGUCAGUGUUGCCCCCUCCUCUGAGUAGGCCAGGACACUGCUGAGACAAAGAGGUGUGCUCACUGGGUUUGACCUCCGUGGGUCCAGUGUCUGAGCAGAGGAAAAGCUCAAUUCCUUCAAGAUGCCGGUGUUGAAGAAGCACAGGAGAAAAACCUCGGUAACUCCUCCGGAACUUUCCGAGAAGACCAAGGAGCAGCUGGCGGAGGCCGAGCUUCGGCAGCUGAGGCUGCAGUUCCGAAAAAUGGUGGAAAGUCGCAAGUCCUUCAACUUCCGCAGCCAGCUGAAGCUCUCCAGCCAGCACAAGGAAAUCCAGGCCCUGCAAGCAGAGCAGAAUGAGAUCACUCUGGUUUUGAGUCUCCUGAAGUCCUCGAAGAACUUGGAUCUGGAUCAGAAAAACUACCUUGAGCUGCGUUUCCUGUUGCAGGCCAAGGAAGACUACGAGGCCAUGAUUAAGUCCAUGAAAGAGUUGCUGGUGGAGCUGGAUGAGAAGAUUGUUCAGAUGGAAAAAAAAAUCUCAAGCCAAAAACAGAUCUUCACAAAAAUGCAGAAGGCCAACAACCCACAGAAACUGCAGAAACAGAUACACAUUUUGGAGAGCCGGCUGAAUCGGGUCACUGAGCACUUUAAUAAGAUGCUGACUACCAAUGCCAAGCUCCGUCAGGAGAUUGAGAACCUGCGGUUUGAGAAGGCCACUUAUGACAACAUCUACCAGCAGCUGUGCCAGAGCCUGUUGUCGCAGAAGAAAACCAUGAACUUGGCCAUUGAGCAGUCUUCUCAGGCCUAUGAGCAGAGCAUGCAGGCCAUGGCCCGCAUGGCUGCCAUGAAGGACCGCCAGCAGAAGGACAUCUCUGAGUACAACCUGGAGAUCCAGGAGCUGGAGCGGCUCUACGACCACGAGGCCAAGCUCAAGUCCUUCUACAACCACGAGGGCAAGCUCAAGUCCUUCCUGCAUGUCAAGCUGAAGGACCGCAUGGAAUUGGAGGAGGACGCGAAAAAGGAAGAAGCUCUCAAGACAAAAAGGCACAGGAAGAAUAGCAAGGGAGAGAGUUUUGAGAGCUACCAGGUGGCCCACCUCCGGCUGAUGAAGCUGGUGGAGGAUGGGAACCUGAGCCAGCUCAUUGAGGAAUUCCUGGCCAAGGAGGACAAGAACUUUGCCCGGUUUACUUACAUCAUGGAGCUCAACAACGACAUGGAGAUGAUGAACAAGAAGACCCAGGAGAUCCAGGAUGAGAUCACCCACCUGCGAUCCCAGCAGCAGUCUUCCCACGACGACAGCGGCUCUGUCCUGAAGGAGCUCGAGGAGAAGCUGAGGAAGACCACGGAGGAGGCCAACAGGUACGAGGACAAAAACCGCCAGCUCAGAAAAACCCUGGAGCAUCUCAAGACCUCGGUGGGGAAUCUGUUCAAGAAGAUCAACUGCGACGCCUCCAAGAUCCUGGUGCAGUUGGGGGAGACCGGGAAAGUCACCGACACCAACCUGUCCCAGUAUUUCUCCCUCAUCGAGAAGAAGACCAACGACCUGCUGCUGCUGGAGGCCUACAUGCGAAUGCAGGAAGUGGACACGGACACCGAGCCGCCCCCGCCCUUCCUCAACCCUUUCUGGGGCGGCUCUGCCCUCGUGAAGCUCCCAGAACCCCUCAAGGUCACCCCGCCCGUGCUGGGGACUGACCCCUUCAGCGACAAGAUAGAGGACAUGGAGCAGCCCCUGGACCAUGGCAGCCUGAGGCAGCUGGUGCUGGACAAUUACGCCCAGAAGGAAGUUGGCGGGUCCACAGCCUCACCCAGCGAAACCCGAGGCCGGCGAGACCAACCAAAAGAAUAAAGGUUUUGUUCCUAACCUCA
Molecule: messenger RNA, 2754 nt
Organism: Ictidomys tridecemlineatus (thirteen-lined ground squirrel)
Lineage: Eukaryota; Metazoa; Chordata; Mammalia; Rodentia; Sciuridae
Source: RefSeq, a predicted model, not a curated record